This is a messenger RNA of Triticum aestivum (bread wheat), 2294 nucleotides long. RefSeq lists its product as uncharacterized. The record is from RefSeq and is a predicted model, not a curated record. The transcript has 4 exons. Lineage: Eukaryota; Viridiplantae; Streptophyta; Magnoliopsida; Poales; Poaceae. Bases 60 to 635 code for a protein of 191 amino acids.
UGAAAAGUAAAAACAGAUCUCUCUUCUCCCCUUCGACCGCCUCCUGAUACGAGAAGGCCAUGGAUAUGAAGAUCGCGACUACCGGCAACGAAGAAGUAGACUUCUUGUCGGAUCCAAUGGACAGAUUUCCCCUGCCGGAUCUGGCCGGCGAAGAUCUGGUGCUCGCCCAUGGCAGAAGCCAAGCUGUAGUAUGCGAACCUGCUGAAUCCAACAUUGGCGAAGCGGGGGACGCCGUACUAGCAGUGGAAAAUGACUUGAACAGCACAUGUCAGGGGAUUGCCCUCUCUGCGCCAGCCUCCGAGCAAUCUACGGGGAAAGACGACCCUCAAGCCCCUGCCUGGGCGAGGAGAAUCCGUGUUGAGAGGAGUGCGCUGGAACUAACAAUACGAAGCUAUGCAGAAAAGAAAACUGAAACUGUCAUAGUUCCUGCUAUGGGAGGCAGUUUUGAUACGCUUGGGGAAGCUUAUGAUUACUACAAUCUAUAUUCAUGGGAGGUUGGGCUUGGUAUAAGAUAUGGGAAGAAACCUCUAAAUGUCGAAAGAACAAAAUGCAUGCAGGAGAUAGUUUGUGGCUGCUCCGAAAGUACUCGUUUCAUUUUCACUUGCACAUAUCUCUGCCUAGGUGGCAAUGCAUAAUUGCGAAAUUCAUAAACGUGAGACUCUUGUUCUGAUGAUUUCAGGGAAUUCCAAAGAAGGGUAACAAACGAACAUGCCGAUGCAGAUGCCCCGCAAUGAUACGAUUGCUCCGGUCAUCUGACAAUGGCUGGUACAUAACCUACUACAGAUCAGAUCACAACCAUGCUCUGACUGAAAGAUGUGGGGAGAAAGUGUAGUGGCCUUCCCACAAACAUAUCGAUAUAUACACAUGGGAUGUCAUUAAGCAACUCCGUGAAAAUAACAUCAGUGUCGGGAAAGUUUACAAUAUAAUUGGUAGCUUCUUCGGGUCAAUGACCAAUAUACCAUUCACCAAAAGAGCUCUCCGAGGUUUGUGUGGAAAGAUGAGUCGAGAACAAGCCGAUAAUGAUGUGAAAAAGACAAUGGAUGUUUUUGCAGAGUUGGGAGCAAAAGAUUCAGGCUUGUACUACAGGGUGCAACCUGAUGUUUUUGCAGAGUUGGGAGCAAAAGAUUCAGAGUUGAGCUUGACGGCGGCCGAUUCACAGCUAUCAACAGGAAAAGAUGACCCGCAAGCCCCCGGGUGGACAAAAAGGGUUCGUAUUGGACAAGCCCCUAUCGAGCAUGCACCUUGUGCUGGAAGAGUGUGUGCCCUUGAAAAAACAUUAAGUGGAUAUGCAGAGAACAAAACUGAUACCAUUGUGGUAUCAGUUGUUGGAUACAACUUCGAUUCAUUGGGAGAAGCAUACGACUUCUACAAUCUAUAUCCGUGGGAAAUUGGUUUCGGAAUAAGAUACGGAAAAAGCAGACUCAACGUCGAGAGAACCAAAUGUAUGCAAGAGAUAGUGCGUGGAUUCUCGGUGAGUGGAAAUUAAAUUCAUUAUCUCAUUCGUUGGAAUUGCCCUGCCGCGCCAACCUCGAAGCAAUUUACAGGCAAAGACGACCCUCAAGCCUUUGGCUGGACAAAAAGGUAUAGCACUCUGCGAUUGUGCUUGUAGAUCGAACAUAGCUUAAAUUUGAGGGAUAUGUGCAAAUUUGCUCUUCUGAAGAUAGUUGAACAAUGUUGGUCAUCUCAGUAGAUAAUGCAGAGCGUGUGCAAGUGUUCAUAGCAUGUACUUUCUGAACGCAUUAAACCAUGUUUCUGAAUUACAUAGUUCUGAAUAAUGCAGUGUCCGAGUCGGGCAUGCACCCGAUGACCACCCCCCAUGUGCUGCCAGGAUGAGUGCCCUAGAACAUUAAGAAGAUAUGCAGAAAAGAAAACUGAGACAGUCUGGUUUAUCAGCAGUACCUUCUUCAGAAAAAAUAACCAUCCCUGUGCAGUCUGAUUUAAUUCACUCUGAAUGCCGCAUUGUUCGUAUCGGCCGGGCACCUAUCGAGCGUGCAUCCUGCCCUGGUAGAGUAUGUGCUUGAAAAAACAUUGAGAGGAUACGCACAGAAGAAAAUUGAUACCGCCGUAGUAUCUACUGUCGGAAGCAGCUUUGAUUCGUCGGGAGAGGCAUACGACUACUACAAUCUAUAUUCAUGGGAGGUUGGAUUCGGAAUAAGAUAUGGAAAGAGCAGGCUCAACGUCGAGAGAACCAAAUGUAUGUAGGAGAUAGUAUGUGGAUACUCGGUUAGUGCUAAUUAAAUUCGUUGUCUCGUUCAGAUUAUUUUUUGAUGAAAAUGCAUUGAAAAUUUGGUGAU